Messenger RNA from Amborella trichopoda, 1266 nucleotides. RefSeq names its product Chlorophyll A-B binding family protein. Gene Ontology annotation, cellular component: membrane. Gene Ontology annotation, biological process: photosynthesis, light harvesting. The record is from RefSeq and is a predicted model, not a curated record. Lineage: Eukaryota; Viridiplantae; Streptophyta; Magnoliopsida; Amborellales; Amborellaceae.
AGUUCGCGGCUGUUCCGCGAUCCGCUUGAAAAUUAAGGACCACCGAAACUUCGCUAUAAAACUUCGCGAAAACGAAUCCGACGAAAAUCUGCAUUAUCGUCGCCACGGCCAUGGCACUGGUUCCAGUGCCGAACCUUAAUUCCCUGAACCAGAGCUCCUUCACCAGUCUCCCUUUAAAUUGCCUCAGAAUAACCCAAAAAAUUCGACCUACUAAACUCAAGCACGCGGUUUCUCCCUGCAAAGCUUCAUGGCAAGAGAUUGCAGGGCUUCUGGUUUUCUCUGCAAUUCCUUUUACGGCCGUUAAGGCCAUUGCUAAUAGCUCCAUUGGAGCUCAGCUUCAAGAGAGAAUGCGGGCUACCAAAAAGGAAUCUCUGGCUAGAUCCUCAGAGGCAAAGACCCUAGCAAAAAAAGCCAGAGAAAAGAGCUCAUGGUAUGGGAAGGAGCGUCCACGGUGGCUUGGUCCAGUCCCUUAUGACUAUCCUGCCUACCUCAGUGGAGAGUUACCCGGUGAUUAUGGCUUUGAUAUUGCUGGUUUGAGCAAAGAUCCCCUGGACUUCGAGAAAUAUUUCACCUUCGAGAUACUACAUGCUCGCUGGGCUAUGCUUGCAUCUCUAGGUGUUCUGAUUCCUGAGCUGCUCCAUCAAUUUGGCAUCGUGCGCUUUGUAGAGCCAGUUUGGUGGCGAGUUGGCUAUGCCAAACUUCAGGGUGAUACUCUGGACUAUCUUGGCAUACCGGGAUUUCACAUAGCUGGAGGCCAAGGAGUUGCCAUUAUCGCAAUAUGCCAAGUUCUUCUCAUGGUUGGUCCAGAGUACGCAAGAUAUUGUGGAAUAGAAGCACUGGAGCCCCUUGGAAUUUUUUUACCUGGAGAUAUAAACUACCCAGGAGGUGUUCUAUUUGAUCCAUUAGGGCUUUCUAAGGACCCUGAUUCAUUCGAGGAGUUGAAGGUUAAAGAGAUGAAAAAUGGGCGCCUGGCCAUGGUGGCCUGGCUAGGGUUUUAUUUUCAGGCUGCUGUUACAGGGAUGAUACUUUCUAUUUGGAACUGGCGAUUAAAACUGGCACCUCGGGUUCAGACCUAGCCAAGCCAUCUACACUUAAUUGAGUUCCCAGAUCUGGAGGAACCGUGAACUGGCUGAUUCAACCAAAUUUCAUCUGAUACUGUAGUAAAAGUCACGAGUUUCAGUCGAUUCUUGGAGGACGUGAUUGAGUUCUAGCCAAUUUUCGAACUUGCAUGACUCCACUCAUGUUUUGCCCUUUUUCUUUGGUAUU